GUUACACAUGCCCCCCGCGAUGUCUUUCUAUCUGUCUGCUCUCUCCCUCGCGCCGAAACUGUGAAACUUUAGCAUUCGAGUUUCUGCCGCCGUCUCUCUGUUGCCGCCGGCCUUUCUGUAAUUGUCUCUCCCUCCCGUUUCUCUCUGUCUGUCCCUUGUAAUUUUUAUAAACGAGGUUGGUGUAGAUCCACGCCGCUAGUGACUCGCCGAGUCAACUGGCCCACUCAGUUUUCCUUUUAAAGCAUCACGCCAUUAGGUUUCAACAUACCUGUCUCUGCCCUGCAAACUCCUCCAAUGUCAACUUCCCUUAUUUCCCUCUCCCCAUCUACCAACAACUACAGGAUGAGCCAAGUGUGUCUACACAUGCAGUCAGAACAUUUACGGAAAGCUAUAACAUGCUUCUCAGUUUGUCACCAGAAGCAGAAAUGCAAUAUCAAGCAUUACAUGAUACCCAUCAAAGCCGUUUCUGGUCACCGUGUCUAUAGAACUUUUGCAUCAGUUGGGUCAUUAGAAGCAGAUGUGGCAAGCCACGGAAAUGAUGCUCCUCCUGGUGUUUCAACUCCAAACAACUCUCGGAGGUCUAGAAUGUCUUUUGACCAGACAAAUUACCCCUUGGAUGACAUGACUAAUUUUGAGAAACAGCUGCAAGAAUUAUUUGAUGAAGUCAAAAGAAUGAUUAUGAUGGGGAACAGAAAUGAUGCCAUGGACCUACUUAAAGCAAACUAUGAAGCUGUGAUAGAACGGAUGAAUAAAGGUAGCAAAGGCAUUGAAGAAGCUGCACUUCUUGACAUCAUUACCCUUGGUUAUAUGGCUGUUGGAGAUUUGAAGUUUGUUGCUUCCCUACUGGCUAUGUUGGCUGAGGUUGUUGACAGUCUAAAGGACAACGAACCACUUCUGGAUGUUGUGCUUGUGCAUAUGGGAAGUUUGUUUUCGGCUUUGGGGAAGUUUGAUAGAUCAUUGCUUGUGUACCAGAGGUCUAUUGAUAUUCUAGAGAACAGAUAUGGGAAAAAUAGCAUUUUUCUUGUCACUCCAUUGUUAGGGAUGGCAAAAGCACUUGGAUCCAUUGGCAGAUCAACAAAAGCAGUUGAAAUCUAUCAUCGUGCAAUUACUAUUUUGGAAUUGAGCAAAGGGGCUGAAAGUGAGGAUUUGGUUGUAGCUUUAUUUGGUCUUGGAAAUCUUUUGCUCAAAGAAGGAAGAUCGUCAGAUGCAGAACCUCAUUUCAUCAGAAUCUUAACCUUGUAUAAGAAGUUAUAUGGAGAAAAUGACGGAAGAGUUGGAAUGGCUAUGUGUUCCCUAGCCCAUGUGAAGUGUGCAAAGGGAAAUGCUGAUGAAGCCAUUGGAUUAUAUAAGAAUGCUCUCCAGGUCAUCAAGGAUUCAAAUUAUAUGGCUUUAGAUGACAGCAUAAUGGAGAAGAUGAGGAUAGAUUUGGCAGAGCUACUUCAUGUUGUAGGAAGGGGGAAAGAAGGCCGAGAAAUGUUAGAGGAAUCCUUGUUGAUCACUGAGAAGUAUAAAGGAAAAGAGCAUCCCAGCUUAGUGACGCACUUUGUGAAUCUUGCAACCUCCUAUUCACGCUCAAAGAAUUUUGUGGAGGCUGAACGCUUGCUGAGGAUGAGUUUGGAAAUCAUGGGGAAGACUGUGGGCCCUGAUGAUCAAUCCCUCACCUAUCCAAUGUUGCAUCUUGCAGUUACCCUCUACAAUCUAAAACGGAAUGAAGAAGCUGAGCAACUUGCCUUGGACGUUUUGCACAUCCGUGAAAAGGCAUUUGGAAAAGAUUCUCUUCCUGUUGGGGAGGCACUGGACUGUUUGGCAUCCAUCCAGACUAGGUUGGGGAGGGACUACGGAGAGUUGUUGGAGCUGCUUAAGAGACUUCUGAGUAUCCAAGAGAGAGAGUUCGGACAUGAGAGUGAAGAGGUCAUGGAAACCCUGAAAAAAACUCUCUACUACUUGGACAAACUGGGUAGGAAGAACGAGAAGUUCCCACUGCAGAAAAGAUUGUCCAUGCUUAGAAUGAAAUACAAAGAAAGGAUCCAAUAUUAAUUGCAUAUAAUCAUAUCAUAUAUCUAACCCUCCACAUCUUUCUCUCGGUUAGUAGGGAGAGGUAAUAUCUGACCAUUUCAUCUCCUUGAUUUGUCUUGAGUUAUGCUAUCAACCACACAUGUUUUACUCUUAUCCCACUACCUAAAAUAUGUCACUUUUAUUGUCUUUGGAUCAUCCUUUAUGUAAAAAUUUGAAAGUUGAUGAGUAAUACCAUCUUACCAUGGUGGGAUGAGAUUGAGAUG
This is a messenger RNA of Carya illinoinensis, 2279 nucleotides long. RefSeq names its product nephrocystin-3. Bases 295 to 2037 code for a protein of 580 amino acids. The record is from RefSeq and is a predicted model, not a curated record. Gene Ontology annotation, biological process: chloroplast organization. Lineage: Eukaryota; Viridiplantae; Streptophyta; Magnoliopsida; Fagales; Juglandaceae. Gene Ontology annotation, cellular component: chloroplast. Gene Ontology annotation, molecular function: protein binding. The transcript is spliced from 9 exons.